Cercopithifilaria johnstoni is the source of this 297-nucleotide messenger RNA. Lineage: Eukaryota; Metazoa; Nematoda; Chromadorea; Rhabditida; Onchocercidae. The record is from the annotation of a GenBank genome assembly.
AUGGUUCAGUUCUGGAAGAGACGUUUAUUUUACUUUAUGGCUGAAGUAACGGUUGAUGACGAAGACAAUGUUUCUGCACAUUCUACGCGAGGAAGGAUGAAACGUACAUACUCAAAGCAGUUAAUUUUUCGUAUUGUUAUGUGUCUUUUGCAGGUAAUUGAUUUAUUUAAUGCACUCAUUAUGCAUUACGCAUUUCACCUCUUUAGAUUUUUGGAAGCAUUUUGGAAUCAAUACCUCAGGUGCUUGUACAAGGUAUUGCAUCAACUCAUGCAUUUAUCCACUGAAUCCAUCGAAUAA